This is a messenger RNA of Syzygium oleosum, 4177 nucleotides long. RefSeq names its product disease resistance protein L6-like. Gene Ontology annotation, molecular function: ADP binding. Gene Ontology annotation, biological process: signal transduction; defense response. Bases 29 to 3700 code for a protein of 1223 amino acids. The record is from RefSeq and is a predicted model, not a curated record. The transcript is spliced from 5 exons. Lineage: Eukaryota; Viridiplantae; Streptophyta; Magnoliopsida; Myrtales; Myrtaceae.
GACCCUGCUUAUUGCGAAGCGAGCUCCUAUGGCGAACUCAGAGGCAGGAACGAGCACCAACAAUACAUUUGGAGGUGAAUAUCAGGUAUUCUUGAGUUUUAGAGGGCCGGAUACUCGUCGUGGAUUCACCAACAGCCUCUACCAUGCCUUGGUAGAUGCUGGGAUUUCCGUUUUCAUUGAUGAUGAAGAGCUUCGCCCUGGUGGAAGAAUUAGUAGCGACCUUCUGCAGGCAAUUGACAACUCCAAGCUCUACAUACCCAUUUUCUCCACAAAUUAUGCUUCGAGUCAUUGGUGCCUUCGUGAGCUUGCAAAGAUGGUGGAGAACACCUCUAAGUCUAAAGAAGAUGGUAGUAAGAAGGUGAUAUUGCCCGUCUUUUAUGACGUGAAACUUGAUGAUGUGCAGCUGAAAACCCCAUUGUAUCGCAAUGCCAUACUGAAUUUGGAGCAAAAGAUGGCAGAUCAAAAGAAGAAGUUCAGCUCCAAGGAUGUAGAAACGUGGCGGCAGGCUCUCAGAGAAGUUGAUGGCACCAAGGGGUGGGAGCUGGAGAAAUAUCCAGGCUACGGGGAUCUUAUCAAGUUGGUUGUUGACGAAGUUGUGGAUAGGCUCAUGACAAGACAGAGAAAAGUGACCGAAGAUAUAGUUGGAAUGGAGGAUCGAAUAGCAGCCGUAAACAAUUUAUUACACAUCGACUCCGACUCCGGUGGUGUGCGGCUUAUUGGAAUUUAUGGGAUGGGCGGCAUUGGUAAAACAACACUUGCCAAGAUUAUCUUCAACCAACUAUGUCAUCUCUUUGGGAAAAACUGCAGCUUUCUUGACGAUGUAAGAGAAAUGGCAAAAACCAAGGGCUUAGUCAAGCUGCAAAAACGAUUAUUGUCCGAUACCUCAAAUUCUAGAGUGGCUCGCAGCAUUGGUAACACCGAUCAUGGGAUCAGUACAAUUGGAGAAACAAUUUGCAACAAGAAGGUACUAAUUGUUUUAGAUGAUGUUGAUGAUGGUAACCAAAUCCAAGAACUAAUCGGAAUGAACUCUUUGUAUCCCGGUACUAGGAUACUUGUCACCACUAGGGACAAAAGUGUCUUGAAAAUCAGGGGAUUUCACUAUGAAAUCGUGCCUUAUGAAAUGGAGGGGUUGAGCAGUGAAGAUGCACUUCAACUUUUUAGUAGGCAUGCCUUCAAUGAUAACUCUCCUCCUGCCGCUUACUAUAGUCUUUCAAAAGACAUUGUCUCUACUGCAGGUGGACUACCUUUAGCUCUUCAAGCAAUAGGUUCAUCGCUUUUUGUUCGAAAAAAGAAAAAAAUAUGGGAAGAGAUGUUAGAGAAGCUAAGGAAAACACCAAAUAGGGACGUCUUGGGAAAGCUAAGGAUUAGCUAUGAUGCCUUAGAAACGGAUCAACAACAAAUAUUUCUUGAUGUUGCAUGCUUUUUCAUCGAUGUAGAUAAGACUUAUCCAAUCUACAUGUGGGAAGAUUGUGGAUUUAGCCCAGAGUAUGCUAUUGAUGUCCUUAUUAACAGGUGCAUGAUAAAGGUUAUAAACAAUAAUAAGUUUUGGAUACAUGAUCAGUUUAAAGAUCUUGGAAGAGCAAUUGCUAAUCAAGAGCGUACCAGAUUGUGGGCCACAAAUGACAUCAUUCGCGAAUUAAGAUCAACAGAGAUCAAGGAAAGCAUUCGAGCACUCCAUUUGCCAUCUAUGGGGAUUAAACAUCCUAUAACUGUCACUCCGGAGCAGAUUAAACGAUUCCCACACCUACGGUAUUUUCGGUUGUGUGAUGUAGCUUGCCAAGGCGACUUUACGGGCUGUCUUUCCGAGUUGAAAUGCAUCUGUUUGCAUUACCCUCAUCAAAUUCCUUCCCUAGAUCGCCAUCCACAGUUUAUGGCAACUAAUUUGCAUCUUGAAAACGUGGUUGUGAUGAGUCUUUUGGGCCAUGAGUUCACAGAAGAUGCAGUCAGGAGCCUAAUCAAGGGGGCAAGGAAAUUGAAGGUUCUCACUCUUCAAAAUGUUCAAUCGUUACACUAUACACCAACCUUUUCCGGAUACUCAGUUUUAGAGAAGUUGAUUAUCUCUAAUUGUCAAUUUCUAAAGGAAAUUGAUUGCUCUAUUGGGAAGCUGAGGUGGCUGACUGACUUAAGUGUUGAGUCAUGUUCGGCACUUGGAAAAUUGCCAGAACAAAUUGGCGAACUAAAGAAUCUUCAGCACCUCUCCUUUAGGAAUUGUGGCAGCUUAAGGGAACUUCCCGACUCGGUUUCGUGUUUAGAGUCGUUGACAAAACUGGAUAUAUCUUACACGAGCAUUAAAAGAUUACCGGAUUCAAUUGGUACACUACAGAGCCUGUCAUUUCUCAGUGCAUCCCGCACAAACAUUGCGAAAUUGCCUGGCACGAUGAGCAAGCUUAGUCACCUCCAAACACUAAACCUAUAUGGUUGUCAUGAGAUGCAAGAGUUGCCGAAGCUCCCCAGAAGUUUGACCACACUACGGUUUAGAUCUAUUUCGUUGCAGAUUGUCCCUAACCUCGCAAACCUUACUAAUCUAGUUGAACUGCUUCUAUCUGAUGCCUCUGAUUCCAGAAAGAGAUCAAAUAUAAUUCAAACUUGUGACUUGCCGUGGAUUGGGAGGUUAUCCAAACUGAGCAAGCAGCACUUGUGCCUUUCAAAUGUCCACGCGAUAUCUACAGAGUGGGGUUCCCUUUCUCUACUAAAAGAACUUAUUCUAUAUGGACUAGACUUGCAAACCCUCAAACAACUUCCGUCAAACUUGUCAGUUCUAGAGCUUCAUCGCACUCGAGUGAAGCAAGUACAUCUCGAUGGGCUUCCUCAGUUAGAAGAGUUGACUGUCAGAAGUUGUGUACUCCUCGAGAGAUUAUCCAUUCCAUCAAGUUUGAGAAAACUGAGAGGAGCCGAGGUGUAUCGUUGCAAAGAGCUAGUUGAAGUUCAAUUUCUCGGUGUCUUAAAUUCAUUGGAGAUUUUACUCAUUGAGCAAUGCGAAUAUCUCGAGAGGUUGGUUUGUCUGUCGGAGGAGCCAGGGUGUAGGGAGCUACAAGCUCCCGAGUUGACUGAUGGUGGGAGGAGAGUGUCCCUUGUCUCAAGCUCCCUCAAGAUGCUUCAACAAUUCCACCUGCGGAGGUGCCGAGCGCUACGGGAGAUUCAAUUUGUUUCAACCUUGGAAUCAUUGGAAGGAUUUUUUAUUCUUGAGUGCAUUUCGUUAAAAAGGUUGGGCGGUUUGUCAAACUUGAACAACUUGAAGCAUUUAAUAAUUGGAGGGUGUAGGAACCUGCAGGAUGUCGAGGGCAUUGACGACUUAGAGUUUUUGCAGUGGUUGGAAGUUUAUGGGUGCAGAUCAAUGGAAAGGAUUAUCAAUGCAUCGAGCUCAAAAAUACCAAAUGAGUGCCGAAUAGAAAUAAGGGAUUGCAGGGAAUUACUCGGCACCGGUACUUAUGGUUCAAGCAUCACUUACGAGUCUUACAGAGAGAAAAUACUGCAUGGACCAAUACAAGGGUCGGACUCUGAAAUUGAAACAACUAAUUACGGCUGUGAAGCAGAAACAGGGGAUCCUCAAUUGGGAAAGGAUCAGGAAAAUAAAGAGAAGGAGAGAGAGAGAAAAUUAGAGUCGGCAAAAGCAGGAGGGAAAAAUCCAAAAGGUCUUGUGAAGUGGUUCGCUCUCUCAAAAAAAUUCACACCAAGGUGUUUGUCUCAAAGAAGUCCGUGAAGUAAAGGAGCAAUUCACUCCCAGCUUACCAGCAACUUAUAUCUUUGUCGACCGGCGAGCGCGUGCGUCUGAGGUGCCAUUCUCCCUAGCAUGGCCAGGGCAUUUUCGUCUCGUUCUUUUCUGAUAUAACCCAAUUGCACAUGCCACUCACCCACUGUCGGGGGGCCUACAGCUACUGGAGAUUCAAUUUGUUUCUACGUUGUGAUCAGGGGAAAAUUUUUAUGUUUGUGGACACCAAAUAAUGACCAACCCUCGAAAUCGACAAGUAGCAAGCUCAGUUGACGAGAACAAAGCUUGAUCGAAACAUAAGUUGCCAACCAAUAGAGCAAUCAACAGCUUGAAGGGGAUCGACGAGGGCCUUCACCAGCCGAUGAGAUUUCAUCGACAGCCAACCAUUCCAUAUUUUGCUAAGUGCUCUGUGAGGGUCUUCCAAGCUUCUUUUCCUUUUGUUUUCUUUUUCAAAUGUGCUUCUCUUCC